AUGCAGUGCUUGACCGAGCUUGGGGGCGAUAUAGCGGAUUGUAUAGAAACGUGCAAGCAGCAGCCCGGAACCUCUCGGCAAGCAUGGAGCACUUUGCUGACGGGCCAUGCCUGUUUCCAUUACUGCAUGAGGGAAUCAAAUACCCAAUAUGCGUCACUCAAACGCGGCCUCGGCGACUCGAUUCGACAUGCAGAUCGCGACCUCGAGAAGAUGGAAGAGACAGAGACUGGAAACCAUGCUACCGCCCACUCAUCCACCGCCGCCGCCGCCACAGCCAAGGCGAGCAACAACAAGAAAGAAAGGAAGAAAAGACACUAUAGAGACAAUCUAACCAACGUCCCCGAUCAAUGUCUUCAAUUCAAAGCGCAUUUGCCUGCAUCGCCGCCCCCAUUGGUCCAGUCGGCGUCCGUAAUCUCGCAGCAAACUCCAUUACCCUUCAACAGAGUCAGACCCCUUCUCGGAACCCUGAUUGUCCCAUUCGCCCGCCCGUCGUCCGUUGCCCAGAGCGUGCAGCAAAAUGCACCCCCAAUCCAAGACAUGCACGCAAAGAAAAAGAAUGGAAAAGGCCUGAUCCAUGCUUCGGGCGAACCAUGCUUCGGUGGGAACUUGGGUAAUGGUGUGUAUUUCCUUGUUCAAGAUGUCAAUCUGGCAAGAACAAAAGAUCGGCAAGUAGAUGCCGUGCCUCACGUGUUGUACCUGGCGCUUGCCUUUUCGUUCUUAAGGGGGAAAAAAGGAAGUUGCCCCCCCAUUUUGGCGCAUGCCAUCGACAGCAGCCACGAAGUCCAAUGGCUUCUUCUUUGCCCAUUCCCCGUCUUUGCCUUGUGUCUCUCCAAUGGGCGUUGGGAUUUUAUUUUCCAUGUCUCUCCGUUGUCUCUCGGCGUCGCUCUCUUCCAGUCUCUGAUUCUUACUCAUCAACGUCUUUCAAGUUUCGACCCCAACAGCAAUACUACCUACCGUCCCAAGUGUGUAAGCGUACCUCUCACGACCUUCCGCUCCAACAGCACCUGCGAACCCCAUGUUCCAAGUUCCGACUGCGCACCCACCGGCACAGUCGUCUUUGACUUUGAGGGGCCCGCAGCAAAUGUCCGAAGGAAUGUGCUCCGUUUAUCGCUUGGCCCAUCCGACUCUUUACAAGUUCAGAUCGCCCCAUCACCCCACCGCUCGUCGUACACUUCGGUCGAUUCGUGCUGCCAGCCAACGUCAGCUGGGUACUAUGUAUCGAGUACUUCUUGCUCCGUCGCUAUCGCCGCCGUCAUCCAGAGUAUUGAUAUCACACACCACCCACACUAUCCGUAUGCGUACAUGACACAGGCAACCUCUAGAAGAGACCCACCUCAGCUCAACGUUGCCGAACCUGACAGAAGCAUACAGACGGCCUUUCGACAAAGACCAAAGGGUGUGGUAUUCUAUCCGGCGUUCCUGGCUAACGCAUGGCCGUCGCUAUCAAGUCAAUAUCGACGCAACCGAAUAAUCCAUUUCCUCGUAUGUGUAAACCAGAGCCUGCUUCAGUCAAAUGUUGGUUUGUCACCAGUCCCUUCUCGGCUGCAUAUGAUCAAUUGGCUCUCUUUUGGGUCGCUCUCGCACUCAACCCUGCUAUCACCCUCGUGUAGCGGGCGGGGAAGCAUGGCUAUGUCGACGUUGCUCAUCACCCUCCGCGGCAUCGAUCGCCUCUGCGCUAGCUCCCGAGGAACCCUCCAAACCAGAUCGGGCUCAAGGCUCAAGCCACCACAGGGGAACGAGAAAAGCAAACACUGCGACAAUGAACCAUUUCAACCAAACCGGGAACUGUUUCAUUCCACCCGAGCGUGGUCACCACUACCGCCUCCGACUUUCCCGCGUGAAUCGAGGCCAGCAAUCUCCCUAGGCACCUGGAAGCCCACCACUCCAUCGACUAUGGACUACAGGUCCACAAGAGACUGGUUGCUCUUCGACAAACCGAGCGCCCGGCUAGCUGACGCUGCAGUGAAAGUGCAGCAGAUUGCACUGCCUGCAUUCUUAUCGAAGCGGGCACCGCAAGCAUCCAAGCGUCUACGAGACGCUUUUGCUGCAGUUCGGAGCUGGCCUCUUACCUCGCCUCUGGUCUGCAUCCACCCGGCCAUUGAUUCCUUACUCAGCGAUAUGACGAAUCGACUACAUUUGCUUCGCAUGGCCUCCUUCGUCGUCGGCUGCCCACCUCAUAUGCCGUUAUGUGUCGCAUCAUUGAUAUUGAAAGAUGCCGAUUCAGCAGCAGGCGGGGUCACUCGCGGUUUCGAUGCGAUCAGCCGUUCAAACUCUUCCACUCUCCUCACACGCGCAGAAAUGAGGGCACUAGCUGGUCGGUCUGAAUAUGUUCGACUAGCAGUCAAAACCUGGCGGCCUUGCUGGGCUGUCUUCCGGGGAGAUCGGCCUCAGCAGCACCGGCGACAACCCCCGUACGUUUCCGGAUUCUUCUACGGCAAGGCGUUCCAAGCACACCACGUUGUCUCCGAUUACGCCAAAAUUCCGUUGGCCUUCGUGUUCCUUUGUGCUAAAUUAGCGAGUUCCUUGGAUUGCUUGUCGCUGGCCGUGGCAAUAUUCGUGUUCUCCGUCAAAGAAGCCAAAUUGUGUAUCAACGAGGCCGUGGAUUCAAGAAUGCAAGCAAGGAAGUCCCACCCGGAAGCACAGUCCCACUCGCAGCAUACCAAUCAGAUGCAUGUUCAGAACCGCUACGUCGUCUCUCGACCCACCGCAGCUUGUUCACUGAUUACCAACACCAGAAGUGUUUCUGGGAGGCCAAACCUCGACCACGACUGCAUAGUUGACGCGUAUGCUUGUCAAUCCACUGGGUUUGCAGUCAUCUUUGGUAACCGGUGCGGUCAAUUUGGUGGCUCCGCGCUGUUUCCUAUUCUAGAAAAAGUUCCAGAGAAGGAGAAUUCCCGACUGUCAACAAAAAUUCGAUGUUCGAGACUCAUCUCGCGUGUUGUCUCUGCCAAAUGUGGGAAGCCUUGGCCGUGGUUACCAUGGGAAAUGAAAAUCCCCGCUUGUCCAGACGAAGCCGGAGAUGGAUGGAGCGGAGAGAGCAACUUCAAGAACAAGGUGCCACUUGGAGAACCAAGCCCCAUCAAUCUUCAGACGACCCGCUCAAGCUCGAAUGUUCGCCGUCAGGGGAGAUGCGGGAAACCGCACGACGAUGGAGACAGUACAGACAGGCCGGGUCCUCUUUCUGGUCUGGACUCGCCGCGUCGGCUACUCACCAGACUUGUGGCCAACUCCGACUUUUAUUCAGGGGCGACAAUUGGAUUCGUGGGCCAAGACGCAGGGCGAGCGCCGUGCCCCAUAUGA
Molecule: messenger RNA, 3300 nt
Organism: Colletotrichum lupini
Lineage: Eukaryota; Fungi; Ascomycota; Sordariomycetes; Glomerellales; Glomerellaceae
Exons: 21
Coding region: 1-3300 (1099 amino acids)
Source: RefSeq, a predicted model, not a curated record